UGUAAGGAGCAGCCUUCGGGAGCCAGGUGGGAAGAAGCUGGCGCGGGUUCGGGGCAUUGGGCAGAGCCGGCCGUCGAGGCUAUGGAUUUAUUGAGGACUAUCGCCUACCAGCCAGGCAGCACCGGGGCCGCCGGCGGGGGCAGCGGCAAGAUGGGGGAGCAGGCGCUGGGCAAAGCCUGCAGCGGGGAGUCUCGGAGGAAGAAGGCGGCGGCGGCGGACGCGGAGCAGCAGCAUCACCACCACCCGCACUCGGCCGCCGAGGUCUCCCGGAUUAUUAUCGACCCCACCACGGGAAGGCGGUAUUGCCGCGGCAAGGUGCUGGGAAAGGGUGGCUUUGCAAAGUGUUACGAGAUGACAGACCUGACCACGAACAAAGUCUACGCUGCCAAGAUCAUUCCUCACAGCCGAGUGGCCAAGCCUCAUCAAAGAGAGAAGAUCGAUAAAGAAAUUGAGCUGCACAGGUUGCUCAAUCACAGGCAUAUUGUGCAGUUCUACCAUUACUUUGAAGACAAAGAGAACAUUUACAUUCUCCUGGAGUACUGCAGUCGAAGGUCUAUGGCUCACAUCUUGAAAGCCAGGAAGGUAUUGACGGCGCCAGAAGUGCGAUACUACCUCAGGCAGAUUGUGUUGGGAUUGAAAUACCUUCACGAGCAAGAGAUCUUGCACAGAGAUCUAAAGCUAGGUAACUUCUUCAUUAAUGAUGCUAUGGAAUUGAAAGUAGGUGACUUUGGACUGGCAGCCAGGCUUGAACCUAUGGAGCACAGAAGGCGAACGAUCUGUGGCACACCAAAUUACCUUUCUCCAGAAGUCCUGAACAAACAAGGGCAUGGCUGUGAAUCGGAUAUAUGGGCCUUGGGCUGCGUCAUGUAUACAAUGCUAUUGGGAAGACCUCCAUUUGAAACCACUAAUCUAAAGGAAACCUACAGGUGUAUCAGGGAAGCAAGAUAUUCGUUGCCAUCAUCAUUGAUGCCCCCAGCGAAGCAUUUGAUUACAAGCAUGUUGUCAAAAAACCCUGAGGACCGUCCAAGUUUAGAUGACAUUGUUCGGCAUGACUUCUUCUUGCUGGGCUUCACCCCAGAGAGGCUUCCAGCGAGCUGUUGUCACACAGUUCCUGACUUCAAUUUGUCAAGCCCGGCCAAGAAUUUCUUCAAGAAGGCAGCGGCAGCUCUCUUUGGGGGCAAGAAGGAAAAAGCAAGAUACUUUGACACACACAAUCGAUCGGCUAAAGAAGACGAAGAAAUAUACAAACUUCGGCAUGACUUGAAAAAGACCUCUAUAACCCAGCAGCCCCCAAAGCAUAGACCAGAGGAGGAGAGCCAACCUUCCAACAUCCCUGUAGCCAAACCCGGCAUGCUAACAGAGACCAAACAGAUAGGAGAUGCUAUCCGAAUGAUAGUCCGAGGAACGUUGGGCAGCUGCAGCAGCAGCAGUGAAUGCCUUGAAGAUAGUACUAUGGGGACUGUAGCUGAUACCGUUGCGAGAGUCCUGCGUGGAUGUCUAGAGAACAUGCCUGAAUCGGAUCAUAUUCCCAAAGAACAGCUGACUGCCUCUUUCCAAUGGGUCACAAAAUGGGUGGACUAUUCCAACAAAUAUGGCUUUGGUUAUCAGUUGUCGGACCACACUGUGGGUGUCCUCUUCAACAAUGGUGCACACAUGAGCCUCCUCCCAGACAAGAAAACAGUCCAUUACUAUGCAGAGCUCGGCCAGUGUUCAGUUUUUUCUGCUCCUGAUGCUCCUGAACAGUUCAUCAGUCAAGUGACUGUUCUGAAGUACUUUUCUCAUUACAUGGAGGAAAACCUCAUGGAUGGAGGGGACUUGCCCAGUGUGACAGAUGUCCGCAGACCUCGGCUUUACCUCCUGCAGUGGUUGAAAUCUGAUAAGGCACUGAUGAUGCUUUUCAAUGAUGGCACCUUCCAGGUGAACUUCUACCACGAUCACACAAAGAUCAUAAUUUGCAACCAAAGUGAGGAGUACCUGCUUACCUACAUCAAUGAAGAUCGGAUAUCGACGACUUUUCGCUUGACGACUCUUCUGAUGUCUGGGUGCUCACUGGAGCUAAAGCAUCGAAUGGAAUAUGCGUUGAAUAUGCUGUUGCAAAGGUGUAAUUAAAAGAACUCUUCUAAAAUCAAAAGAACUUCUCUUGCUGAAGUCUACCAAUGGAGGCAGUUGGGAAGACCAGUAUGUUGACGGAGGAGGAGGAGGGGACUGGUACGAACCACUAUUUCGUCUUGCGUGCUGGGCUGGGACCAGACAUGAAGCCUGCAUUCUGCUUUGUUGGAUUAAUGGUGUGACAAGGAAUUCUUUGGAAUGUAGCUUUCCUUGCCUUGAAAGAUAUGAGUAGAACUUGAAGCUCUGCAGUGAACAGUUCUGAUGGAGGACUCUAAACUGUGAAUAACACUUGAGGAUCUGGGAGGGAGGGAAGCACUCGAUGUUGUGGAAUAAUUGUUAAGGGGCAGUUCUGUGACUGCUUAACUGUGAACUAUGGCCAUACUUUUUUUUUCUUAUUUUCUUCCAAGAACUGAUCACACUUGUGGCUGGCAAAGUGCAUUCCUUGUUAAUAAUUUUUUAAUUUAUUACAGCCCAAAGUGGAAGUAUUUAUUAUAUACACACACAUUUUUUUUGCAACUGUGAUUUUAAGAAAACAUUUGUUGGCAAUAAAGAGUGGG
This is a messenger RNA of Gekko japonicus, 2666 nucleotides long. It is a transcript of the gene PLK2, whose product is annotated as polo-like kinase 2. Gene Ontology annotation, biological process: protein phosphorylation; regulation of cytokinesis; mitotic cell cycle. NCBI's taxonomy places the organism in Eukaryota, Metazoa, Chordata, Lepidosauria, Squamata, Gekkonidae. Gene Ontology annotation, cellular component: nucleus; centrosome; cytoplasm. The transcript is spliced from 14 exons. The record is from RefSeq and is a predicted model, not a curated record. Bases 82 to 2109 code for a protein of 675 amino acids. Gene Ontology annotation, molecular function: protein serine/threonine kinase activity; protein binding; ATP binding.